AUGACGUGCCAAAGAGAUGGACGGCACUGCGAGUACUUCCAUCAUCUUGAGAAGCGAAAGCCACCCACCAAGUGUUAUAUCCAUGCGCUGCACUCGAGAAUCGCCCUCCUGGAAACUCGACUCGCACAGUCUGGGCACGCCAUAGAAAAUGGUCCUAUAUCAUUGCUCAACUCUGGGCUGCCAGUGGACGAACUACCUCACUCUCAAUCAGUUUCCAAAGAGGCCUCCCACCUGCUGCGAAAUCCACGCUUCACUGGAGCGUACGGUCAUCCUAGCUUCUCAAACGACUACACCAAGUCGCAGAAUAUCAAUGAGCCUCCUAUCCCCAGCGAUUCACUGUUGGUAUUCCAACCAGAAACACAAGCCGGACUUUUGGAAGAGUUCUGGACCUGGCAGAGCAACUGGCCUCUUCUAGUCCAUCGACUUCUCUUCGAAAAGGAUCUCGCUGAAAACGGAGCCAACGGCUACACUACGCCUGCAGUUCUAUCAGCAGUUCUGUCUUUGGGUGCCCAAUAUUUUGAUGAAGAUCAAUCCUCAUCAUGGAAGACCUCGGCUGAUUCGCUUGCACAGCAUGUAAAGGGUUUGGUUCUUGGUCAAAUAGAACGGCCUUCUCUUUCGCUUGCUUUGGCGGCAGCUCUUGUUUCUCUCAGAGACGUAACAGUUGGCAAUCUAGCUUCCGCCUCUCAGUACAUUGGUAUUGCUUGCCGACAUGCUCUGUUUCUUGGUCUUCAUUUGGAAAGCUCCGGCGAUAGCUCCGACUUCAGCGACGUUAAAGAAGCUCGAACGCUCAUGUGGCUAGGUACCUGGAUGCUAGAGAAGUAUUCAUUUCCUGCAGUUACUUUCAGGCGAGUAUUGAUUGACAAUUACAGGCACAUCACCCGAAUUCUCGGUCAGCCGAGCGCUAUCCGCGAAUGUGAUAUACACCCAUUUUCAGUCCCGAAUAUUCCCAGCUUAGAGUACCGGCCGGCCUUUAUUAACCCCUUAGCCAUGACAUCUCAUUGCAUGUCCAAUAUGCAAUAUGCCUGCGAUCUACUUCGCAUGGUAUCGCCAGUGAUCGACGAAAUAUAUGAACUGUCAGGUUCCUUAACCUUACAAGUCAAGGAAGAUAAAGCAACUAAGGCUCACGUUGCCAUGUCUGUCUUCUACAACAACUUGCCUAGUCCUCUCAGGUUGCCAGCAACAAGCACCAAGCCACUCCCUCCUCAUGUUUACCAGCUCAACUUAGUGGCAAGGGUAGAAGAAGCCAGCUGUCGGCGAGUGAUGGAAGUGAGGCUGAGCUACGCUACUACCCCGCCUAUUCAGCCUUGUGAUGGCAGCAGUACUAAGCCGGUCAUCGCAGAGAUAAUUUAUCUCACGUACGGACAGUUACAAAGGUUAAAGGCUUUUCAAUUGCAAAGUUCAACUACGGCUUUGCGAGAGUUCUUGGAACGAGACGAGCUUGGUAUUGGCAAACUCGAAGGAACAAUUCCUGUAGCACGCGGGUCUCAGGAUUCCGAGCAAAUUGUCCUGCUUGAUGAGCGUCCCCUGAAUACCUUCAACUCUCGCUACUGGGCGGAGUAUACACAGUAUCCGCCCGAGGGGGAGUCGAUUCGUCUGGAGGCUCUUACUGCAAAGGAUUUGUACGAUGCACUUGAAGAAGAACGGCUGCAAUUGGGAAAAGGUCCUCCAGAGCGCAAAAGCAUGUGA
Molecule: messenger RNA, 1686 nt
Organism: Aspergillus mulundensis
Lineage: Eukaryota; Fungi; Ascomycota; Eurotiomycetes; Eurotiales; Aspergillaceae
Product: fungal specific transcription factor domain-containing protein
Exons: 6
Coding region: 1-1686 (561 amino acids)
Biological process (GO): DNA-templated transcription
Molecular function (GO): zinc ion binding; DNA binding
Source: RefSeq, a predicted model, not a curated record